Molecule: messenger RNA, 3276 nt
Organism: Miscanthus lutarioriparius
Lineage: Eukaryota; Viridiplantae; Streptophyta; Magnoliopsida; Poales; Poaceae
Source: the annotation of a GenBank genome assembly
AUGGCUAUUGUAGGAGCCACAAACAAGCCCUUGCUUCUGCUUGUAGCAAUGGUCAUCUUGUUUGCAUGUGCAUGUUCCGUAGCCACAUCCACAAUCCAUAACGCAUCCGAAACUGACCGACAAGCCCUUUUGGGCCUAAGGUCACAGCUCUCUGAUCCAGCUGGAGCCUUGGACUCGUGGAGAGAUGACUCACUCUCAUUCUGCGAUUGGCGAGGGGUGUUCUGCAGCACCCGGAAUGCACCUCGCGUCGUAUCUCUAAACCUUUCAGCCCUGAACAUCACCGGAAGCUUAUCUCCAUCCAUUGCUCACCUUCGUUUCAUACAUAGGAUCGACAUAUCUUACAACCAAAUCAAUGGCUGCAUACCUCCAGAGAUUGGCAAUCUAACACGUCUGAGUAUCCUCGACCUAAGCAUGAACUCCAUCACCGGGGUGAUUCCAGCUUCCAUAUCUUUCUGUACCCGCCUCCAGGUUAUCAGGCUAAGGAACAACUCAAUGGAAGGUGAGAUUCCCCAAACUCUUGCUAACUUGCAGUUUCUUCAAGAAAUUAUUCUUAGCAAUAACAAACUUGGUGGAAGCAUUCCUUCUGGCAUUGGUUUGCUUCUUAGACUCCAAUUUCUGUUUCUCCCCAGUAACAAUCUGUAUGGUAGUAUUCCUGAGUUCUUGGGAAGUAGUUCAGCACUCUCCAUGGUGGUUGUGCGGAACAAUAGCCUAACUGGUGGCAUUCCACCUAUGUUGGCAAGUUGCUCAACACUCUACUACCUUGACCUCAUGAGUAACAAGCUCACUGGAAACAUCCCUUCUACUCUCUUCACCAGCACAUCUCUUCUUCACAUAGACCUGUCAGAUAAUGGUUUUUCUGGGCCCAUCCCAUCAUCAUCCUUGAUGUAUUCACCUCUGCAGUAUAUUAGCUUAACAAGAAACAACUUCUCAGGAGUUAUACCCGCCACACUUGGAAACAUGUCCUCCCUUAUCAUCCUCCUUCUGGCUGAAAAUAAUUUGCAAGGAAGCAUCCCUGAACAUUUAGCUAGAAUUCCAAGAUUGGAGCACGUCACCACUUAUCUUGGUCUUGGUGAAAAUGAACUUAUCGGAACAAUUCCAAGUGACAUUGGCUACACUCUUCCAAACAUCCAAACAUUGGUCAUGGAAGGAAACCAUUUUGGUGGCCCACCCCAGUGUCUCUGCUUGACUCAGUUAGACCUUGGUGCAAACAAUCUUGAGACAGUAGAUUGGAGUUCCUUGUCUUCAACAACAAGCUCGAACAUGCUGCAGAUGAUAUAUUUAGACAAUAACAAUCUUCAAGGAUCAGUACCGAAUUCCAUUGGGAAUCUUUCAUCUAACUUACAACAAUUGUUUCUAACAGAAAAUAAUUUUAGUGGAAGCAUACCUUCUGAGAUAGGAAACCUUGGAAAUCUCACUGUUCUUCAACUGGAAGGAAACAGAUUCUCUGGAAGAAUUCCUGAGACGCUUGGAAAUCUAGGUAGGUUGUUUGUCUUCAGCUUGGCAAACAAUAUACUUUCUGGUAGAAUCCCGGAAUCAAUUGGAAAUCUUGAAAGCUUAAGUGAGCUUUAUCUCCAGGAGAACAACUUGAGUGGUUCAAUACCUCCAGGCAUUAAAGGUUGCAAGAAUUUAGUGAUGCUGAACUUGUCACAUAAUGUUCUCCAAGGAAGCAUCCCACCUGAAAUCCUAUCCAUUUCUUCUCUUUCUAAAGGCCUGGACUUGUCAUAUAAUAAACUCACUGGAUCCAUAUCAUCUAACAUUGGUAGACUGAUUAAUCUUGGCUUCCUUGAUAUUUCCAACAACCAUUUAUGUGGAGUGAUUCCUCACACACUUGGUGACUGCAUUCUAUUGGAAUCCAUUCACUUAGAGGUGAAUUUUUUUUAUGGGAGCAUCCCCCUAUCCUUUUCAAGCUUAAGGGGCAUCACCAUGAUCGAUCUAUCUCAAAACAACUUAUCUGGUGAAAUCCCAAACUUUCUUGAGACGUUUAGCAGUUUGCAGCUUCUUAAUUUAUCAUUCAACAACCUCGAUGGAGUUGUACCUACAGGUGGUCCAUUUAGCAACUCAAGCAGGGUUUUCUUAGAAGGGAACAAGAUGCUAUGCACAAGAGACCCAAUCCUACAGUUACCACAUUGCAUGUCAACAAUAUCGAAUAGAAAGAGGACUUCCUACAUUAUAUUGAUAGCAGUUCCACUUGUCAGUGCUGUGACCAUCUUAGCUGCUUUAUUCGCUGCAAUCAUUCUUUUGAAGAAGAGAUUUCGUAAGAAGAAGCUUGUUCAAAAGUCACUCGAGGGUUUGAAGAAGUUUUCAUAUUCUGACAUAGCAAAGGCAACAAACGAAUUCUCUUCAGACAACCUUGUUGGAGCUGGGACAUUUGGAUUUGUCUAUAUAGGUAUAUUCAAGUUUUUGGCACACCCUGUUGCAGUUAAGGUGUUCAAACUUGACCAACUUGGGGCACCAAAAAACUUCUUUACUGAAUGUGAGGUGUUACGAAGCACUCGGCACAGAAAUCUUAUACGGGUGAUUAGUUUGUGCUCAGGCUCGGACCAAAUGGGAAAUGAGUUCAAAGCCCUCAUUCUUGAGUAUAUGGGAAAUGGUAACCUCGAAAUAUGGCUGCAUUCAAAUGGGCUGUCAGAAACAAAGAGAAUGCUAUUAGAUCUAGGUUCAAGGAUAAUGAUAGCCAUAGAUAUAGCUGCAGCCUUGGACUAUCUCCACAAUUGGUGCACGCCUCCUCUAGUUCAUUGUGAUUUGAAGCCAAGCAAUGUUCUUUUGGAUGAUGAUAUGGUUGCUCACGUUAGCGACUUUGGAUUAGCAAAGUUUUUGCACGACCAUUCUUCAGUGAACCUUAAUAGUUCAACAAAUAUUAUUGGACCAAGAGGUUCAGUUGGAUACAUUGCACCAGAAUAUGGAACGGGCUGUGAAAUUUCAACAGCAGGUGACAUUUAUAGCUAUGGAGUUAUUCUAUUAGAAAUGAUUACAGGAAAGCAUCCAACAAAUGACAUGUUUAAAGAUGGCCUUAACCUUCACAAUUUUGUGGAGCAUGCAUUUCCACACAAUAUUUGUGAGAUUUUGGACAGCAGUCUCAUUCCGUUUCAUGAGCCAGCAAGUCAUGACAAUGAAAUUGAGAAUCAAACACUCAAUGGUAUUCAAAACUGUAUCAAAAGGAUGGCACAACUGGGCCUAAUGUGUUCUGUGGACUCACCGAAAGAUCGUCCGGCAAUACAGGAUGUUUACACUGAAAUCAUUGCAAUAAAAAAAAUGUUUUUAGAAUCACAGUGUUGA